AUGCCUUCUUUGAGAUUGGUUAACCUUGAAAGGAAUAAUUUAAAUGGAAGUUUGCCUGAAGAAAUGUGUCAUCAACUCCCUACGCUGGAAAUCUUGGCUCUUGAUGAUAAUUAUUUAGAGGGAAGCAUUCCAAAAUCAAUAAGUAACUGCACAUCUUUAAAAGGGUUAUAUUUGGACAACAACUCAUUUACAGGCAAAAUUCCAUCAUCUCUCUUUAACAUUGCUGCUUUAAGCAGUGUGGUUUUAUCAAAAAACAAUUUGAAUGGAAGUCUUCCAAUAUCAAUUGGCAAUGCCACAUUGUUGGAAGAAUUAGAUCUAUCAUGCAACUCCUUUUCAGGAAGAGUGCAAUUGCAUCACUUCUCUUGGAAAAGUAUGUGUUUCAUUGACUUGAGUUCCAACUCACUUCAAGGAGAGCUCACUUAUUCAAUUUGCAAUGCUAGCUCACUUGAAGUUCUCAACUUGUCCCACAACAAUUUCAGUGGCAACAUUCCGCAUUGUAUUGGAAGCUCUAGCCUUGCUUCUCUUCAUGUGUUGGAUUUCCAAAACAAUAGCUUUCAUGGCACCAUACCAGAAACAUUUGAGGAGGGAAGCAAGCUAAGGACCCUAAAUCUUAAUGGUAAUCUUCUACAUGGUUUGUUGCCUCAAUCUUUGGUCUAUUGUGCAGACUUAAAAUUUUUAGAUCUUGGUAAAAAUGGUAUUCAUGAUACAUUUCCCUAUUGGGUUCAAGACCUUAAGGAAUUGCAAGUGCUCGUUCUUAGGGAGAAUAACUUACAUGGUUCUAUCCCUCAUGUAAACAACAAAGCCAACUAUACCUUCACUAACUUGAGAGUUUUUGAUAUAUCCAACAACUACUUUCAUGGUUCUUUGCCUACAACUUAUUUCAAAUAUUUUGAUGCUAUGAAAAAUCUCAAGGGAGAAACUAGUUUAGAAUAUAUGGGUUAUCAAUCUCCAGUUUUUGGCACAUAUCAAGACUCCGUUGACUUAACCUUUAAAGGAUUAUGGGACUUUCAUAUAGAAAAGAUCUUGAUUAUUUUCACAUGCAUUGAUCUAUCAAAUAACAUGUUUGAGGGAGAGAUUCCCAUAUCUAUUGGAGAGUUUAGUGCAUUGACGGGGCUCAAUUUUUCACAUAAUAGGCUUAUUGGUGCAAUUCCAAACUCAAUGGGAAAUUUGAAAAAUUUGGAAUGGUUGGACUUGUCAUCAAACAAUCUUAUUGGAAAAAUCCCAAUAGAGUUGACUAAUCUCAACUUCUUAUCUAUUUUAAACCUUUCACAUAACCGACUUGAAGGCUGCAUUCCUAGGGGCCAACAGUUUGAGACUUUCACAAAUGAUUCUUUCAAAGGAAACAAAAAAUUGCGUGGCUUUCAACUAAUGAUUUCAUGCAUCCCUAAUGUUAAAAGACAACCAUCACUACAAAAUUCAAGUUUUGAAGUUAGAUUUGAAUUUGGAUGGAAACCUGUCAUACUAGGGUAUGUAUGUGGGGCUUUAUUCGGAUCAACAAUGUUCUGGGUUGUAGUAUUUAGUGGUAAACCUCGAAGGCUUGCAAGUUUGGUGGAUGAUCUGCCAAAGAUAGGAAGGAGAAGGUAUAUGUUAGCAAAGUUGUGA
Prosopis cineraria is the source of this 1602-nucleotide messenger RNA. Its product is annotated as receptor-like protein 36. The transcript has 4 exons. Lineage: Eukaryota; Viridiplantae; Streptophyta; Magnoliopsida; Fabales; Fabaceae. The coding region runs from base 1 to 1602 and encodes 533 amino acids. The record is from RefSeq and is a predicted model, not a curated record. Gene Ontology annotation, molecular function: protein binding.